Molecule: messenger RNA, 2570 nt
Organism: Pleuronectes platessa (European plaice)
Lineage: Eukaryota; Metazoa; Chordata; Actinopteri; Pleuronectiformes; Pleuronectidae
Gene: map2k7
Product: mitogen-activated protein kinase kinase 7
Exons: 12
Coding region: 62-1381 (439 amino acids)
Biological process (GO): protein phosphorylation
Molecular function (GO): ATP binding; protein kinase activity
Source: RefSeq, a predicted model, not a curated record
GUAGAGAGAGAGGGGGGAGUAGAUAGUCUGCUGGGAACUACAUGGUGCUCAAUUUUUCAAGAUGUCGUCGCUGGAGCAGAGGCUGUCGCGAAUCGAGGAGAAGCUCAAGCUGGAGAAUGAAGAAGCUCGCCGGAGGAUCGACCUGCACAUCGACAUGAGCCCGCAGCGGUCACGUCCGAGGCCCAUCAUCGUGAUCCAGCUCAGUCCUGCUCCAGCCCCUUCCCAGCGUGCAGCGCUCCAGCUGCCACUGGCCAACGACGGAGGCAGCCGGUCAUCGUCUUCAGAGAGCUCGCCUCAGCACCACCCCUACCCCGCCCGCCCGCGACACAUGCUCACCCUACCCACACCCCCGUAUGGCCUACAGAAGAGUCUAGAGAAUGCAGAGAUUAAUCAGAAACUGCAGGAGAUCAUGAAACAGACUGGUUAUCUGAAGAUUGACGGUCAGCGGUAUCCAGCCGAGGUGACAGACCUGAUUAGUGAGGGGGAGAUCGGCAGUGGGACCUGCGGACAGGUUUUCAAAGUACGAUUCAAGAAGACGGGCCAUGUCAUCGCUGUCAAACAAAUGCGUCGUACAGGAAACAGAGAUGAGAACAAGAGGAUCCUGAUGGACCUGGAUGUUGUGCUGAAAAGUCACGACUGCCCUUAUAUCAUCCAGUGCUACGGCGCCAUAGUUACCAACACGGAUGUAUUCAUUGCCAUGGAGCUAAUGGGAACAUGUGCGGAGAAGCUGAAGAAGAGAAUCCAGGGCCCCAUCCCAGAGCGAAUUCUAGGAAAGAUGACAGUUGCAAUAGUGAAAGCGUUACAGUACCUAAAAGAGAAACACGGUGUCAUUCACCGGGACGUCAAACCCUCCAACAUCCUGCUGGAUGCUAAAGGUCAGAUCAAACUUUGUGAUUUCGGCAUCAGCGGACGCCUCGUCGACUCCAAGGCCAAGACCCGCAGUGCUGGCUGUGCCGCCUACAUGGCGCCAGAGAGAAUAGACCCUCCAGAUCCAACCAAACCUGACUAUGACAUCCGAGCAGAUGUGUGGAGUCUUGGCAUCUCUCUGGUGGAGCUGGCUACAGGACAGUUUCCCUACAAGAACUGCAAGACAGACUUCGAGGUUCUGACCAAAGUGCUGCAGGAAGAUCCUCCGACGCUGCCUCUCGGCAUGGGCUUCUCCCUCGACUUUCAGUCCUUCGUCAAAGAAUGCCUUACAAAGGAUCACAGAAAAAGGCCAAAAUAUCACCAGCUGCUGGAGCUGAGUUUCAUCCAGCGUUACGAGGUGCUGGUGGUGGACGUGGCCGGUUGGUUUCAGACGGUGAUGGAGCGCACCGAGUCGCCUCGCAGCAGCCAGUGUUACAGCCAUCAACACCAGCUCCACUCGCUCUUCAGUAGGUAGCCUAGCCCAGCCCGACGUGAGCUUAGCCAUACGCUAGUCUAGCCUAGCUCUAGCUUUGCCAAGCCCAGACUCAAGUCUGUCCUAGUCUAGCCCAGCGUCAUCAGCUAAGCCUAGCGUUAGACCCAGCCCACCAGUCCAUCUGUCCACCGGAGAGCCCGGAGAAGAGGAGGAAGCAACGGAGGACUCUGGAUGGACAGAUGGACAAAGAGAUGGAAUGAAGGAUGGAUAGACGACACAGGUGGUUCUCUUUGUAACGACAUCAUAUCUGGACAGGCAGACACGGGGAGGAGGGAGCAGAAAAGGGCCCACACUGUAGUUAGCUUCUUUUAUGUACCCACUGUUACGUCUCGUUACACUAUGUCUCACACACACACUUAAAUGCAAACAUUUGUGUGUCUUUUAUGUGUUUAUACAUUUCCUACAUUAGUUUGUCACCUACACGUCUGUCUCCAGCAUUGAUCCAAGCCAUUGGAUCAGUAAACAGCGUAGUCUCUACACACUGGAACAAAGCAUCUGCUACAUUAGCACUCACGGGUCACUCUUGUACAUAAACGUUAAGGAGGACACCGCAGUGCAAUUAUGGCUCUUCAGGUGUUUCUACUAUCACACACUCUCAGGCUGUAUCUGUGUGUGUUUGUGUCUGUGAGUGAGCAUUUCCAUGUAUGUGUGUGUGUGUGUGCGCGUGUGUGAGAGAUAUCCUGACACAGUCACUGGUUGUUUUUAUAGGAUUAUAUUUGCUAGUCAUUUAUUCAUCUUCACACUACAGCCCUCACAAGUUCACCUGUAGGCUCAUUUUUAACACAUAACAAUAGUAGAUCUUAUUAACUGUGCUAUGAAACAUGUUUAGAAUCAUUGUAUUUAGCUGCGUAAUUGGAAAAAAACACAACGAAAAAGACUCACAAAAAAAUUAGUGUUGCAUUCCAGAUUUGCUUUGUGUUUGUGAGUUAGAAGAACUUAAAGAGAUAUGGAGGGAUGUUUAAAAGAGAGAAGAGGAUGUGGAGAGGGUAGAGUCCAACUCUUUUUAGAAGUGCUGGAGAAAAAAACGAGGGUGGGAGAUGUACGCUCGUCGAUUUCCAUUUGAAGGACUGAAUAUUUGUUACUGGUGCAAGAAAGUAGAGAUAGGUUGGAGGUAAUAUAGAAGUGCAUUAUGAUUGAGAAGGCGUUCGGACAAGAGCGUAUCUUGUACAAA